CCGCCCCGCCCCUCCCGCCGCAGCCGCCGCUGGGUCCGGGCCUGGGGAGGCGGCGGGCGGGGGCGGCCGCGCCGGGGCCAUGCUGGGCAAGGACUACAUGUUGGCCAUCGUCCUCGUCAACUGCGACGACAACGUCUGGAGUGACCAGAGCCUGGAGACAGACCCUGACCUCCCCCCAGGCUGGAGGAAAAUCCGUGACUCUCUGGGCACCUACUACUGGCAUGUGCCAACCGGCACGACGCAGUGGCAGCACCCUGCACAUACCACCGGCCCAGGAGGGCACCCAGAGGCUGAUGGAGAGGAGACGCUCCAGGGAAUGGACGGCCAGGCCCCCACGGCGAAGCACUCAGUGAAGGACAGGCCUAUUCCCAGCCCCGUGGCUUCACUGUCCCGGAGGACCUCGCUGCCCUGGCACGGAGAUGACUUCCAGCACAGCGCGGAGCCUGGCUCCAAGUGCUUUGCUGUGCGCUCGCUGGGCUGGGUGGAGAUCCCUGAGGAGGACCUGGCACCUGGCAAGAGCAGCAUCGCCGUCAAUAACUGCAUCCAGCAGCUGUCCAAUAGCAAGGGCCAGGGCUCUGCAGAGGACCGGGGAGAGGGCCAGGACCUGGUGAUGAUCCUGAAGAAGGACACCAUGAACCUGGUGGACCCACUCGAUCGCAGCCUCAUCCACCGCCAGCCCAUCCUCAACAUCCGUGUCUGGGGUGUUGGCUGCAACAACGGCAGGUGCUGGGGGUUUGCCUUUGUGGCCAGUGACAAGGACACCUGCAUCCUCAAGUGUCAUGUCUUCCACUGCAAUGUGCCUGCCAAGGGCAUUGCCAAGGCCCUGCAUGAGAUGUGCUCCAAGAUCAUGGCUGAGCGAGCCAUAGCGAGCAGCAGGCUGCCCUGCCCUGCCACACUGGAGCCCAUCUCCACUGAGGACCUGCCGCUGCAAGUGGAUAUCCUGGAAGCAGUUAGGCAGUCGAUGCAGACCUACGAGGCAUUGUACAUUGGCAGCCUGCCUGUGCCCAGGGCCAUGGGGAUGGAUGUGCUGAACGAGGCCAUCGAGAAGCUGACGAGGGGCCCCGGGCGGGAGCACUGGAUGCCUUCCCUCAUCCGCGUGUCCGACACAGCCAUGAGGGUGCACCCUGCACAGGAGGAUGACGAGGAGGUGGCGCACAUCUGGGAGUGCCAGGUGCGGUACGUGACCUUCCUGGGGGUGGGCCGGGAUGCCCACACCUUCGCACUCAUCGUGGACACGGGGCGACACUUCCAGUGCACGGCUUUCUGGUGUGAGCCCGACGCUGGCACCAUCUCGGAGGCGGUGCAGGCAGCCUGCAUGGUGAGUGGGAGCGGGGUGUCCCCCGAUCCCCCAGAUUCCCAGCCCUCUGGGGACACCCGGAGGAAGAGGCAAGGGCUGGGGACAGGAGGGCAAAGCUGGGUGGGACACCCAACCCUAGGGAGGGCAGGGGGGAGUUGGCCCCACGGAGUCUGUGUUCAACCCACAGACAUGCUUCGUUGGGUCGUGUCCCUCACCACGGCCGAGCCAUGUUGCAUGUGACACCCCCCCCCCGGUGAUGCCACGCUGUUAUCCCACCCCACGGCCACCCUCGUCUCCCUGCAGGUGCAGUACCAGAAGUGCCUGGUGGCCACUGCACCGGGGGCUAAGGCGAAGGGUGCGACGGGCCGGGGACUGGCCGGGUCGGUGGCCUCGGG
Messenger RNA from Phalacrocorax carbo (great cormorant), 1692 nucleotides. The record is from RefSeq and is a predicted model, not a curated record. NCBI's taxonomy places the organism in Eukaryota, Metazoa, Chordata, Aves, Suliformes, Phalacrocoracidae.